CCAGCGAGCAGCGACUCAGCUAGGGUUUACCACCACCCCUCUCGCCCGCCCCCUCCGUUGACGAGAUCCAUAGCGCCACCGUCGGCAGUCGCCCCGCGACCUCUACGCCGUCCACCGCCUCCUCCUCGACCCCCCCUCCGUCAGCCGUCGUCACCGCGACUCCGUUCCGGCACCUCCCCCCGCUACCUCAAAUCCGGCAGCGAGUCGGGGAAGUCAAAGGCCAGAUUUCAAUACAGGAGCCCAGCGGCGCCUCCCUCCCUCGACCAGCCGCUCCCGCCCAGCAACGCUGCGGCUCGGUCCAUAGUCAGUGAGUAAACCAUGAGCCAUGCCGGUAAGCGUACCAGCCAACACAGGGAUCAUGACAGAGAAGACAGGGACCAAAAGCGGAGGCCGGCCCACACCCAGGAAACCUCCAGUACGGAUGAAUUGGUUGUUUACCGGAUACUUUGUCCAGACAAAGUGAUUGGUAGUGUAAUUGGCAAGGGUGGCAAGUUGAUAAAUUCCAUCCGGCAACAGACGAAUGCCAAAGUCAAGGUUGUCGACCCUUACCCUGGUGCUGAGAAAAGGGUUAUUUUGGUAUAUUGUUAUGUCAAGCAUAGAGACCUCAAGCAUAGCGACAUAGAUGCUGAUGAUGAUGACAGGGAGCCUGUUUGCGCAGCACAAAAUGCAUUACUCAAGGUGCAUGAUGCAAUCGUUGAUGCUCUGGCAGUCAAUAGUGACUCUGAUGAUGAAGAAGCCAACAUUCUUGUACCAGCUAGUCAAGCUGCAAGUGUUAUUGGAAAAUCUGGUUCUGUCAUCAAGAGGCUUCGCUCGGUUUCAAAAUCAUUCAUUAAAGUUAAACCAAAAGAUCCAAGCGAUGUUACACACUCAUGUGCUAUGAGUUUUGAUAAUUUCGUUCAGAUAACUGGGGAUGCUAGAGCUGUCAAGAAGGCAUUGUUUGCAGUAUCAACAAUUAUCUACAAAUGUCCAUCAAAAGAGAACAUUUCUCUCGAAACAUCUAUUGAUGAACUUCCUCCAACCAUUAUACUUCCUUCAGAGCUUCCGGUUUAUCCGGCUAGUAGCUUAUACUCAGUGUCAGAUGCUUCUAUGCCAUCUGGACAUCCAAGUCUGUCUAUCUUAGGGGCACCAAGUCAUGGUUCUCAUGUUCCUGAAUUUACUGUACCCACUGAUGCUCAUGGCGGAUUGCCCAUUUAUCAUUCUAUGGUUCCAGCUAUUCCUACUUAUAACACCCCAAAAUGUUCAGGAGAACUAUUGCUGCGUGUUGCAUGCCCUGCUGACAAGAUUGGGUUGGUUAUUGGUAAAGGUGGGGUGACCAUAAAGAGUAUAAGGAAAGAGAGUGGUGCAAGGGUAGACGUUGAUGAUGCAAAGAAUGACAAGGAGGAAAGUAUAAUCACCAUUGCAUCCACUGAGGCCACCGAUGAUGUAAAGUCUGCAGCAGUGGAAGCUGUUCUUCUGCUUCAAGCAAAGAUCAAUGAUGAAAAUGAAGAUAGAAUGCAUCUUCGUCUUCUUGUUCCAGCUAAUGUGAUUGGCUGUCUUAUCGGCAAGGGUGGUUCAAUCAUUAAUGACAUGCGGACUAAGUCUAAGGCAAUUAUCUACAUAUCAAAGGGCACUAAGCCUCGGAGGGCAUCUUCCAGUGAUGAGCUCGUUGAGGUGUCCGGGGAAGUGGACAACCUGCGUGAUGCUCUUGUUCAGAUCGUUCUAAGACUCCGGGAAGAUGUUCUGAAGGACAGCGUGGGAAGGCAAAAUUCUGGCAAGGAUGGGAAGCUAACUGUUGCCACCACUGAACCAGUGUAUUCAAGCAGCUUUCCGAUGCCAGCAUUACUACCGUACAGUCAACAAAUCACUCCAUUGCGCUAUGAUCAAAGGAGUGAAGUUGAGCGUGGCUCAAAUGUAUUUCCUCGUAGCAGCUUGUAUCAUGGAUACAGCCCCAGGCAGGCUGUAGAUGAUGGGUUUGGAGUACGCUCCUCGUACACUUCAAAGCCAUAUGGAAGACGCGUCCCGGAUAUGGAAAUGUUUAUUCCAUCUAGUGGCCUUUCAAAAGUAAUGGGGAAGCAUGGCACAAACUUGGACAAUAUUAGAAAGAUUUCUGGAGCUGACAUCGAAAUUAUUGAAUCAAAAUCAUCUCGUCAUGAGCAUGUUGCUCACAUAUUUGGCACCCAUGAGCAGAGGCAGUCGGCAGAGAAUUUGAUCAAAGCUUUCAUAAUGUCUACUUAAGGACGUUCUUCCCGCUGUAGUUUGAAAGGAUAUAUGUGGACACUUCAGUCAGCUCUAUCGGACUCUUGCCAUCCCAUAAUGUCCUUAGAUCAAAAACAGUCUUCUCCAUCCCUUCAACUCUCCAAUAAACCUCAUGCUUAUCUCUCUAUCUUCCUCAGAUUCUCAACCAUGGCUUACUUGUGUGGACUUGUUUGUGUUUAAUCGCAUGUUCAGAUAUUCCCGUCUAAUCUCGAUGAGUGCCUCAAUCUCUGCUUAUUCAUAACCAAUUCUUUAUGCUGUCAGCGCUGAUAGCUGAUUCAUUCGCUUGCCAGUAUGGAAGGGGCCCUUGACACUUUUUUGCCACUUCAAACAGAACAUGCAGCACAUGUUUUUCCAGUGUUGUGCAUGGUGGCAAUACCUUGCUUAGAUAUCCAAGGAGUAUUCUAACACUUUGUUUUUUAAGUAAUCUGUUGCACCAUUACCAAGUAGAAUUCUUGUCCUUUUCCAUGAUAGACUUCUACAUGACCGUUCUUGUACUCUUUUGCCACUUACCAUGAUUGAUAGUCUUCAGUCAGAACAUGCGGUACACGUUUUUUCAGUGUUCUGCAUGGUGGCUGCUACAUCGUCCUUAGAUAUCUAAGGACUAAUCUAAUACUGCAAUUUUAAGAAAUCUGUUUCAUCGUGACUAAGUAAAAUUCUUCCUGUUCUUUCCAGAUACUCUAAAAUUGUGUAUACUAAUUUAAAAUAGAUUCUGUACUUGACUCCUCUCUCCAAUCAUCAUCUCAACUUGUUCGGUCAUUCCUUAGGUGGAUAUGUUCUUAGAUAUGGUUAUGUUUCUUUGGCAUCAACUAGGUCGGUAAUGUUGAAAUCUGUUUCAUCAAUCAAUACCAAGUGAAAUUCUUGCCCUUGUCAAAUAGGUGUUGGCUGAGUAAUGGCCUGAAAAUUAUGUAUAAUCUAGAAGUAGGUUGUGUACAUGACUCCUCUUCCCAUUCAUCACCGUCAUUUCUUGGCCAUAUAUGUUCCUAGAUUGGUUACAUCUCUUGGACACCAACUGUGAAUACUAAGUAGGGUGGGUAGUCAUGGCCACUCUUUAUAAAUAAUUUCUUCUUAUUGAGUUCCAAUCGCUUGGAGGUAUUGCUAGUUAUCCUGCGGCUACUGCUUGCCAUUAGGUGAAUUCGUAAAUAGAGAACAGGAAUGCUGAGAUUUUGUUGGCAGUCAGGUCUCAGAUGAUGAUUGCUCUGUUCUUGUUUGCUCUGUAUGUCAGCGCUAAUAGCUGAUUCUCUCUUUUGCCAGUAAGGGAAAGGGCCCUUAUACUCCUUUGCCAGCUUGCCUUUAAUUAGAACAUGCAGCACACGUUUUUUUUUUCCAGUGUUGUGCAUGGUGGCGAUAUCAUCCUUAGAUACCAACUAUAAAAUUCUUGUUGUCCUUUUUAUGAUAAACUUCAACAUUAUCCUUUUUAUACUCUUUUGCCACUCGCCAUGAUUGAUAGUAUUCAAUCAGAACAGCAGUACACGUUUUUUUUUUCCAGUCUUUGCAUGGUGGCAUCCUUGGAUAUCUUAGGAGUACUCUAGUACUUCAAAUUUAAGAAAUCUGCUUCAUAAUUACUAAGUGAAAUUCAUGUCGUCCUUUUCAAGUAUAUAUAUCUGUAUCUUAGCAAUGACCCUAGAAUUACCUAUAAUCUAGAAAUAGGAUCUGUACCUGACUCCUCUUCCCAUACAUCAUCUCAACUUCUGCUGUCAUUCAUUCCUUAGCCAUGCACAUUCUUAGAUAUGACCAAUGUUUCUUUGACAUGGAAAAACUGUGAAUAGUAGGUAGAUAGGUAGUCAUGGCAACUUUUGUAAAUAGUAGGUGGGUGGUCAUGGCAACUUUUGUAAAGAGUAGGUGGGUAGUCAUGGGAAGUCAAGAUAACUUGAGGCUACUGUUAACGCGAUGCAAUUAGUAGGGGUGAGUUCUGCCUCUUGUAAAUAUUGAACAUGGGAUGCUGAAAUUUUGUGGCAACCAGCUGAUGAUUCGUUUC
Molecule: messenger RNA, 4210 nt
Organism: Aegilops tauschii subsp. strangulata
Lineage: Eukaryota; Viridiplantae; Streptophyta; Magnoliopsida; Poales; Poaceae
Product: KH domain-containing protein At4g18375
Molecular function (GO): RNA binding
Source: RefSeq, a predicted model, not a curated record